This is a messenger RNA of Ectocarpus sp. CCAP 1310/34, 1428 nucleotides long. The record is from the annotation of a GenBank genome assembly. NCBI's taxonomy places the organism in Eukaryota, Phaeophyceae, Ectocarpales, Ectocarpaceae.
GACGAUACGUUAUCUGCAGCCAUGGCGCAUUUCGAAGAAGGCGGGGUUGUGUGGUCUAGGAGCACCAAAAAGGACAAGUGGUGGCCGAGCAUCGCGUUUGCGAGCUGGGACGCUGCAAAAGAAGCAGGCUUCGUCCCUGAUGGGAUUGCGUGGCUGAUCGAGUGCGGACGCAAGGUUGAUGUCACCGACGACGAGGCGCAGCCCAGAGAGGGCGAAGUGUUGAACCUGUACCUCGGCGAGACGCCUGAGUGGGAGUUCAUCGCCCGCGACGAUGAACACCUCUUGCCGUUCAAGCCACACCGCGACAGGCUGUGCAAACAGAGGUUGGGGGCCCAGCUCAAGCACCAGUUCGCGCCCGCUCUCGCCGCGGCCGACUCCAUGACGAGGCAACAGCAGCAGCAACAACAACAGCAGCAGCAGCAGCAGUCGUGUGCCACCCCGGGUACCCCGGUGAGCAAGGCCAGCAUGGCGCACAUGAAUCCCAAGCGGACGGGUGUGCUGCUGGACUUCGGCACUGGCACCUCCUUCGCGAGCUUCGCGGAGCUGUGGAACUACCUCCGGCACAACGGCUGGGCCACCCUCCCCGGCAAGGGCCUAGCCUCGUGGCACUACUUCCCCCCCGGCUCCGACCCCAAGAUGCGUCACCCCGUCCUUCGGCGUGACUUCUUCGACUCGGAGGACGCCGUGAUCGACCACGUCCGCCGGACCGGCCUGGAGAGGCCCGCCCCCGUCGGGACGGUGAUCGGGAGAUCCAGCCCUGGUUCGACCUCACGCUCCGGCAGCAGCAGAGUGUCCGAUGCCCGGCGGUCGCCACCGCCAACGGCGCCGACGCAGGCCGGCCGUGGGAAGCCUGCCAGCGGCAAGAGAAAGCCCUCCUCGCGCAGCGGCGCAGCGGUGGCACCAACGCCUCCGCCUCCCUCGCGCUCUCCUGCGCGUCAAGAAACCACCGCCGCCGCCGCCGCCGCCGCCAUUGCUGCCUCCGCUCCGUCCCCUGCUGCGCCGCCCUCCAAGAGUGCGACUGAUGGCGGCGGCGGCGGCGCGAUCACCGGAAGCACUACCACCAACGGCACCGUGGCGGCAGCGGCGGCGAGGAAUGCAGGGGGCGCCGCUGAUGGGAGUCACGGGGGGGGAGGUGACGGUGCGGCAGAACCCGAUAAUGUUGGCGGUGUCGAGGAGUGGAGCGGGAGCGGCAACAUUAGCUCUGACGAUGACUCCCUGGAGGUAAUGGAUAAAAAAGAAGGGGAGGGCGAGAAGGGGGAGGGUGCAGUCCCGCCCGGCGGCUGCGCGGCCCGACGGGGACGACAGCAGCAGGGCGGCAGGGGCACGGGGCCGAGCGCUGUCGGGGGCAAGCGCAGCCACGGGAAGACGAUGCAGGUCGAGGCCGCUCUGGUCUCGCCUCCGCGCGGGUCGGCGCCGAACCUGACGUGA